Soboliphyme baturini is the source of this 498-nucleotide messenger RNA. The record is from the annotation of a GenBank genome assembly. NCBI's taxonomy places the organism in Eukaryota, Metazoa, Nematoda, Enoplea, Dioctophymatida, Soboliphymatidae.
AUGGGCGAGUACCACAAGGGCGGCGGUGGCGGAGGUUCAGGGAGCCCAUGGAUGACGGCUCACUACGGUCACAGCGGGUGUAAUAGCACGACUCCGUACGACUUCUACCCGAUGACUGACGACGACCGGGUGUGCCUCGAACAGCGCCAUUACUGGUGCUUCUUGCUGUCGUCGAUCGUCACCUUCUGCCUGUCGAUGCUGACCGUUGUCAGCUUCCGCAUCGUCACAUGUUCGUGCUUCCCUUCAGCUGACUCCAGCCAUCACCUGCGCGAUGGCUUACUGGUUGACGAACUGACUUGCCUGAACGAUCCGGACGCUCUUGAGGACAUAGUAGAGCCGGAUUCGGACGCCGAUCCGGAUCCCGAUAUGAAGAGCUCCACCAGCAAGAUUGGUUGGAUGACUGAAGCCAAGGACUGGGCCGGUGAACUCAUCUCUGGCCAGAGUACCACUGGACGGAUUCUGGUGAGCAAGCAAUAUUCAUGCUUCGUAUUAUCGUGA